Molecule: messenger RNA, 720 nt
Organism: Malassezia restricta
Lineage: Eukaryota; Fungi; Basidiomycota; Malasseziomycetes; Malasseziales; Malasseziaceae
Exons: 1
Coding region: 1-720 (239 amino acids)
Source: RefSeq, a predicted model, not a curated record
AUGGACGUUGCGUUCGAGGGAUACCAAGGCGCUAAGCUGUCCGGUCGAUGGCACACUUCGCCGACUGAGUGCCGCGGUAUCGCUGUUAUAACACAUCCGUAUGGCUUCCUCGGUGGGAGUCAAGAUGAGCCGAUCGUGCAGCUGCUGGUGGGGCACUACCUGACACAGGGCAUGCACGUCAUGACAUACAAUGCUCGGGGCGUACAGCCCUCGCAAGGUCGUGUAUCUUGGACGAUGCGGUCAGAGUGCGAAGACAUGCGCCUCGCAGUGGCGUAUGCGAUGGACCGCACGACGCCUGACACUCGGACGCCGUACGUGCAUGUCGCGGGCUACAGUGCGGGCUCCAUGCAGGCGUCCACCGUGCGCCCAGCCCUGACAGGCCCUUGGUCCCAUGCACACGUAUCAUAUCUCCUGCUGUCCUAUCCAUUAGGCGUGCGAUGGGCCCUUACCUGCCUACAAACGUCGUUCUUUGCCCACGCUCUGGACGAUCUCGUAGCACGUAUCUCUGACCGUGUUUCCGUCCAUGUCAUAUACUGCUCACGCGACCAGUUCACUUCAGCAGAGCGCUAUCGUGCUUGGGAGUCACAUCUACGCACACUCUCUCCGCAAUGUGUCGUCGACGCUGUGGAGACAGACCACAUGUGGUCUUCCCGCCGUGCGAGGGCUGUGCUGGUGGAGCUCCUCGAGCGCCAGUCUCCCACCAACCAGGUCCGUAGCUGA